AUGAGUGACAAAGUUCUGGUGGUUGGGGGUGGAACCAGAGAGCAGGUCCUGGCCCAAAAGCUGGCCCAGUCUACCAGGGUUAAACAGGUUCUAGUUGCUCCAGGGAAUGCUGGGACUACCAACAAUGAGAAAAUCACUAACUCAGAUGUGCUAAUCAGCAACCCUAACAUAUUAAAGCAGUUCUGCAUAGACCACAAUAUCACGCUGGUGGUGGUUAGUCAAUUUUCCCUUCUUGCUGCUGGAAUACUUGAUAGUUUGACUGCAGCCGGAGUGAGGUGCUUUGGACCCACAGCAAAGGCAGCUCAGCUGGAAGCACGUAAGAGUUUUGCUAGAGAUUUUAUGAACCAACAUCACAUUCCAACGGCACAAGGGAAGUCAUUCACUAAUCCUCAUGAUGCCUGUAGCUUUAUCACCUAUGCAGACUUCCCUGCCCUGGUGGUAAAGCCAUGCUCCUCAGCAUCAGGAAGAAAGCUCCGUAUAUCUAGUGACAAAGAUGGGGCCUGCCGAGCAGUACAGCAGCUCACACAUGACACCUGGAAUAUUGGCAUCCCAAUGGAAACCUUCAUAGUUGAAGAGCGCCUGGAAGGAGUGGAAUUUUCAUGCUUGGCUUUUACUGAUGGCACAUCAUUGGCCUCAAUGCCACCUGUUGAGCUCCAGUACCAUAAAAGAGAUGUAUCUCAAGUUUCACAAGGAACAGAAAUGCAGGAAAAUUACCCAGAACCCCUGAUUGCCAGAACAAGAAGUCAGCACAGCAAAGUGGCCCAGGGGCUGGUGACAAUGUGCAUGAAUGAUAUUUUAGCUCAGGGAGCAAAUACUCUCUUCUUCAUGCCCUAUAUAGCUUGUGGAAAGCUUGAUUCUGAUAUAGCUAACUCAAUAAAAACUGGAUUAUCUGAAGCUUGUAAAACAUCUGGCAGCAGAUUAUUAGAAAGAGAAGUUGCCAAUUUGCCUGAUGUGUAUCCUGAGGGCAGCUACACUCUGAGCGGAUGUGCAGUGGGAAUAGUAGAACAAGAUCAUAAACUUCCCAAGCUGGAUAGAAUGAAAGCCGGAGACUUGAUCAUUGGGCUACGUGCAUCUGGAGUGCACUGUUGUAAUACUGGACUUAUAGGAAAGAUCAUGAAAAAAUGUUCACUUGACUACUCCUCGUUGUUGCCAGUGGGGAGAGGAGAGCAAACUUGGGGAGAUAUGAUACUGAACCCAUCCCUUGCCUACAGUAAUAUGCUGCUUUCAAUUGUCCAGUCUGGGUACAUCAGAGCCUUUGCUCCUAUUACUGAAGGGGGGCUAAUGAGAAGUUUUCAACAAGUCCUUCCACAAUCACUUGGAGUAAUAGUAGAUGCUCUCUGUUGGAGGAUACCAACAAUCUACUCUUGGGUGUACAAAGAAGGUGCCCUGUCAGAACAGGAGAUGGUCUUCAACUUUAACUGUGGCCUUGGGGCUGUGCUGAUAGUCCAGAAGAGUUUUGCUCAGCAGAUUGUGCUGCAGUUACAGAAGCAAGAAGAGGAGGCCUGGCUGAUUGGUUCUUUAAUUCUACAUCGACCAGGUUAUGUCAGUUAAGAAAAAUUGUAUGCCACGAUCAGAGAAUCGAGAACCGCUGAAAUAAA
Xenopus laevis (African clawed frog) is the source of this 1598-nucleotide messenger RNA. Its product is annotated as trifunctional purine biosynthetic protein adenosine-3. The record is from RefSeq and is a predicted model, not a curated record. NCBI's taxonomy places the organism in Eukaryota, Metazoa, Chordata, Amphibia, Anura, Pipidae. Bases 1 to 1551 code for a protein of 516 amino acids. The transcript is spliced from 10 exons.